Molecule: messenger RNA, 1165 nt
Organism: Nicrophorus vespilloides
Lineage: Eukaryota; Metazoa; Arthropoda; Insecta; Coleoptera; Silphidae
Product: acyl-CoA Delta(11) desaturase
Exons: 5
Coding region: 48-1031 (327 amino acids)
Biological process (GO): unsaturated fatty acid biosynthetic process
Cellular component (GO): endoplasmic reticulum membrane
Molecular function (GO): stearoyl-CoA 9-desaturase activity; iron ion binding
Source: RefSeq, a predicted model, not a curated record
CGGGCGGACGCUCUUCAGUCAGUCAGAGAACAAGCACUUCGUUAAGGAUGACUUCAGAGACAGCACCGACGCAAAUCCCGAUCCCGGAGAAGAUCAAGAGGGAAUUCGACUGGUUCAAAGUGAUAGUCUUCCUCCAUCUGAACGCCCUAACCAUACUCGGUAUCUACUUGCUGCCGAACGCCUUGACGAGGACAUGUCUCUACGGUUUGGUCUUGGUGCUUCUUGGGAUUCUGGGCGUUACUGCCGGUUCCCAUCGCCUUUGGGCGCACAACUCUUACAAAGCGACUACCAAGUUAAAGGUUUUCCUGAUGCUUUGUCAGACUCUGGUCGGACAGGGAAGCAUUUACAAUUGGGUACUGCAACACAGGAUCCACCACAAGUUUAACGGAACGAGCUUUGAUCCUUACAAUUACAAGAAAGGUUUCGUCUAUUCGCACUUCAUGCACUUCUUGCAGAAGAGGCACGAGUUUCAGGAUAAGGUCGAAUCAGAAAUCGACAUGUCCGAUAUCGAAGAAGAUAAGGUCGUCAUGUUCCAGAAGAAGUAUUAUUGGGUGUUUUACAUCGUGGUUUUCGCUCUGCUGCCGAUGAACGCUCCUGCUGAAUAUUGGGGCGAGAACAUACUUGUCUCCUGCGUUUUGAUCGGAUGGGUCCGAUACUACAUGGUUCUGAACGCCGCGUGGCUCGUUAAUAGCGCCGUCCACAUCUGGGGUUUGCAACCAGGAGAGAAGUUUCCGUGCGACACGAACAUGGUCUUCUUUGUGGACAAGAACUACUGGAUCCAGUACCAUUACUUGGCGCCGUGGGACUACCUUUGCUCGGAGUUUGGCAAGUACGGAACCGAUUGCACCACCAAGUUCAUCAGAGCUUGCGCUGCCAUCGGAUGGGCUUCGGAUCUGAAGACCGUCGAUCCGGAGACGGUACGAGAGAUGGCCUUCCAGUCGAUCGAAACGAAAACAUCCGUCGCCGAUUGUUUCGCUCAAGUGGAAAAAGUCUCCAUCGAGAAGCAGUACUAUCUGAAGCCCAUGCUGUAAACAAUUUCAGUUUGUUAAUACAAAAUUACAUAAUUUUAUUUAAAAAAAAAAUAUGACAACUCCCUAAAUAUGAUAACUUUUUCUAAUCUUUAAUUUGAAAUAAGAGAAAGACGAAUAAAGAAAACCACAGAGUU